Caenorhabditis bovis is the source of this 366-nucleotide messenger RNA. The record is from the annotation of a GenBank genome assembly. NCBI's taxonomy places the organism in Eukaryota, Metazoa, Nematoda, Chromadorea, Rhabditida, Rhabditidae.
AUGGCUACUGGAAACCGCGUUCCGGAGAAUUUUCAAACUCUUUCGCCUAUAGUAAAAACGCCGCUUUCCGACACGCUCGCGCUUCCGCUUUCGCAGCAAGGUCGCCUUUGCGGAUUCUUCGAGUCGCAAUUCUAUCGCUGCAUGGAAGCAUACGGAGCAAAAUUGGGACGCAAAUAUUGCGAUUUGGAGCAUAGAGAUUAUAAUGAGUGCUUGACCGGCGACAAGCAGAAAAAGCGCGCAGAAGCGAUCAGCGCCCAGCGCCGAAAACUAUUUGUCGAGGGCAAAAUCGACUCGCCAUAUCUCGAAAAUCAUCCAGAGCCGGGACAUUACAAGCCGGAUCAUUUUUCCUGGAACAGAAUUAACUAG